GUGUCUGUCAUCUGAAUACAUCUUUCUUGAAAGUAUGGCUGGAUUAGUGCCGCCUCAACUCUUCGAAAAUGAUCCGGAUGCCCCGCCACCCAAACCAAUCUCCUGCAGUUUAUGCACGUGUAUUUGCUGUAGGAAAGUAUUUCCCCAGCGCUACUGCAUGACAAUAAUGCUGGUCACUGGUCUUACUGUGCUAUACAUGCAAAGAGUGGGUUUGAACUUGGCUAUAGUAGACAUGGUGAUCCCUGUGAUCAAAACAGAAGAAGAAGCGCUUUGUCCCAGAUCCACAGAUAAUCUCAACGCAACCAGCAAGAAAAUCGAUAAUAACCAAUUCGAUUGGAACGAACAAGUGCAAAGUUAUAUCCUGUUGAGUUUCUACAUAGGUUAUGCAAUGGGUAAUGGAGUUGCUGGUUACUUCACAGAUGAAUAUGGUGCUAGGUGGUUCCUGUUUGGUGGAGCGCUACUAUCCACAGCCACCACAGCAAUAAUUCCAGCUUUAGCUGACUAUACGCAUUGGUUAUGGAUAGUGAUCUCACGUAUACUCACUGGUCUAGGUCAAUCAACAUUUUUCCCGGGAUCUACGAGUCUAAUCGCUCGGUGGAUCCCCGAAGAACAAAAAUCAAGCAUUGCGGCGAUAGUAUUGACUUCAUUCACGGUAGGAACCAUCGCUGGGAAUGUCUGCACGGGGUAUAUUAUACAAUGGACCAACACCUGGAGUUGGGUUUAUUAUAUCUACGGGAUUCUUGGAUUUAUCUGGUUGUUAAUAUUCUACUUUUUUGUCUAUUCUGAUCCGUACAAACACCCAAAUCUUUCCAAAGUGGAAAAAAGUAUUUUGGCUAAGAUUACGACACCUGAACACCUCAAACUACCACUGAAAAGAAUAUUCAGUGAUAUCUCAAUGUGGUCCAUUAUAAUCGGACAGUUUGGUAACGAUUUCACCUUGUAUAUCAUCAUCACCAACAUGCCGAAAUAUUUCAAGAGUGUCCUUAAUGUCAGUACCCAUAUGAUAGGUACAUUAUUAAUACUACCAUCAGCUGCUUGUUUCCUGGGUAGUGUCCUCUUUGGACUAGCUGCUGAUUAUGGUGUAGGAAAAUUGCAUAUGCGCAAAGUAACCGUGCGUAUAAUAGCGACAAUAUUUGCAAUUCCUGUGUCUUGUAUUUUCAUGAUGUUGAUGACAAUACUGCAAUGCGAUUUGAUCUGGGCCAACAUAUUUCUCUGUCUGGCAAUGUUCAUGAAAGCUGGAUUUUACGCCGGCGUUGGUGUGAUGGGAAUGGACAUAUCAAUACACUUCAGUGGAAUUCUAAUUGGAAUCGCGUCGAUGUCCGGAGGAAUUGCUGGAAUGACAGCGCCUUAUGUCGUCGGUCUCGUUGCAACGGAAAACACCUUUCCGCAAUGGAUGCUCAUACAUUAUGUUUCGACAGGUAUAGGUGUAAUCUGCACGAUUCCAUAUCUUAUGUUUGCCAAGGAUGAACGAAAAGAUUGGGACUAUCACACGAAUGAAACUAACCCUUAUCCUACUGAUAAUGUAGCUGUUUGUAAACGGAUAUGGGUGUGUUACAGAGCAUCAAAUCAAGUCCAGAAUUAAUAUAUAGAAAUAAAUAUAAAAAGGUGGCGUUUGUCAAAACCACUUCAAAUAACGUUUUAUUUUAUUUUUAAAUUUUUAAUUUCAAAUCAAAAAAAAUAAAUAAAUGGAUACU
Dalotia coriaria is the source of this 1694-nucleotide messenger RNA. RefSeq names its product sialin-like. Gene Ontology annotation, biological process: monoatomic anion transport; transmembrane transport. The transcript has a single exon. Lineage: Eukaryota; Metazoa; Arthropoda; Insecta; Coleoptera; Staphylinidae. The record is from RefSeq and is a predicted model, not a curated record. The coding region runs from base 35 to 1582 and encodes 515 amino acids. Gene Ontology annotation, cellular component: membrane. Gene Ontology annotation, molecular function: transmembrane transporter activity.